Molecule: messenger RNA, 1398 nt
Organism: Loxodonta africana (African savanna elephant)
Lineage: Eukaryota; Metazoa; Chordata; Mammalia; Proboscidea; Elephantidae
Gene: PRR33
Product: proline rich 33
Exons: 1
Coding region: 1-1398 (465 amino acids)
Source: RefSeq, a predicted model, not a curated record
AUGCUCAUCUCUGGCACAGUGAUGCCCCCCGAAGCAGGAUGCCCCAGCCCUCAGGGCCCCCCUGGCCCACCACCGCCCCUGCUGCCCAAGCCAGGCAAGGACAACCUGCGUCUGCAGAAGCUGCUGAGGAAGGCAGCCUGGAAGAAGAUGGGCAUUGGGGGGACACUUUCCCCACCUGGGGCCUUCCGUGCCUCCCUGUCCCCCGUGAGCGAGGCAAGCCACGACCAGGAGGCCACCACCCCGCAGGCCACCACCCCGUGGGCCGCCACGUCACGGGCCAGCACCUUGCACGCCGCUACCCCACGUGCCACCACCCAGCGUGCCACCACCCCAUGCCCUGCCGAGGGCCCCCACAUGGUGGCCGCCUCAUCCCACUCCCUGCACACACCCGUCAUCCACCACGUGGCGCCACCCCUGCAGAAGUCCACUUUCUCCUUCAGCCUCACACAGCGCAGAAGCCUGGCUGCCCACUUCAAGGCUGCAGAGCCCACCCAGCCCCUUGGCUACUAUGCCCCCAUCUCAGCCCCGGUGGCGGGGGGCACCCAUGUCAGCCAGGUGCAGAUCCGGCUCAGCCCGUCCCUGAGCACUGGGACCCCCGAGCUCCCCAGGACUGACAGAGAUGCAGCCUUGAAUACCCCCAGUCCCCAGCCGCUGAUUCCCAUAGCCCACAUCCGCCCACUGCCCACUGGGGCCCAGGUCACCAACCCCCAGCCUGAGGAGACCCCUGUGCCCAGGACUCCACCUGGUUUCCAGGCCUCUGUGCCCAGAGAAGCCAGCACUCGGAUGGUGGUGCCCAUAGCGCCCCCCUUCCACUCCUCGGGAUCCCUGGCUCACAGCCUGGCCCCUGAGGCCUCUGAACUGCAACCCACGGAGAAGCGCCCCGUGGCUGGCCCCGGGGAUGAGGCCAAGCAAGUCUGCAGUCCCCACGGGGUCUCGUCUCCUGCUCUGCCCUCAGGCCCCCAUCCCUGCCCUGUUCCCAGAGUGGCGUCCAAGCCCAGGCUCAGUGGCUGGACACGCCUAAAGAAACAGCUCAUGGUGGAAGAGGUGGAGCCCCCAGCCCAGAGCCCGGCACAGAGUCCUGGGGCCACGCGGCAGGAAAAGGUUGCACCUGCCCUCCCAGCGCCCCGACCCCCCACCUUCCGGGCCUCCAAGAUGUGGGACGCUGUGCUGUACCACAUGUCAGUGGUCGGGGACCAGAGCCGCACGGCAGGGCCUGGCGAGGGAACACGCACCCUGACCAGCAUGUCUCGGCUCCCCUUUCUGUGCCGACCCCGCUUCAACGCCCGCAAGCUGCAGGAGGCUGCCGUGAGGCCCCCACCCAAGGCCCUUCCUGCCCUGCGGCUGAGCCCCCAGCCCGAGAACUUCAACCGGACUGCAGCUGGCUGGCGGCUCCAGUGA